Chanos chanos (milkfish) is the source of this 2487-nucleotide messenger RNA. Its product is annotated as NACHT, LRR and PYD domains-containing protein 3-like. The transcript is spliced from 8 exons. The record is from RefSeq and is a predicted model, not a curated record. Gene Ontology annotation, cellular component: cytoplasm. The coding region runs from base 1 to 2487 and encodes 828 amino acids. Lineage: Eukaryota; Metazoa; Chordata; Actinopteri; Gonorynchiformes; Chanidae.
AUGACUGGUGAACCGGUGAGAAACCUGACCUCAGUGAGCCUCAAGUAUAAGGAGUUGGUCAGAAGUGAGUAUGCAUAUGUGACAGAGUAUAACUCCCUCCCUGGUGAACAUGUGCUGCUGACUGACCGCUACACUGAGCUGCUGAUCAUUCAGAGACACAGAGAACAGACUGAGAGAGAGGAAGAGAUUCGCUCCAGAGGGGAGAAGUUCUUCAGUGCCAGAGACAGUGAGAAGUACAUCAACAUCACUGUGGAGCAGUUUUUCAGUCCAGAUGAUCAUGGACUCAUUCCAAAAGCAGUUGUUCUCCAGGGAAACUCUGGAAAUGGCAAAUCCUUCACUGCACAGAAGAUUAUGUUGGACUGGGCAUCUGGAACAGUCUAUGCAGAAAAUUUUAAUUUUAUUUUUCACCUGAAGUGUAAAGAGAUUAACCAAAUUUCUGAGGUGAAGAGUCUGGUGGAGCUCCUGAGAUACAGUCAGAGUUUAACACCAGCACAGAUCUCACAGAUAUUACAGCACUCACCAGAGAGAGUUCUCUUCCUCAUAGACGGCUUUGAUGAGCUCAAACUCUCACAAGACAACAUGUCCAACUUGUCUCCUCCCCUUGAUGUCCAAACUCCAGCCUCACCUGAGUCCACUCUGAAAGCCCUGCUGAGUGGACGCCUGCUGCCUGAGUCCUUCCUGUUGGUCACCACCAGGUCUACAGCUACAGACACACUGAGCAAACUGCUCAAAAAACAGCCCCAGCGUUUCACAGAGAUUAUGGGCUUCUCUGAGAGGGGGGUGGAGGAGUACUUCCAGAGGUUCUUUAAAGAUGAUCAGCUCUUACAGACACAGGCAUAUGAGCUUGUGAAGGCAAAUGAAACCCUCUUCACUGCCAGCUUCAUCCCUGUGAUCUGCUGGAUCAUCUGCACAGUUUUCAGGGAGAGACACAAUGAUGGCAAAAAUUCGGUGCAUGAUUUGGAAACAACCACCUCCAUAUAUGUUGACUUUGUGUCCAUUCUGCUGGAGCACCACUGCCAGGGUUUGAGUCAGUCUGUCCCCAGCCUGCUGAGGAGUCUGGGCCAGCUGGCAGAGAGAGGGAUGCUGGAACAGCAAGUCCUGUUUGAUAAAAAGAGUGUGUCUGAGACAGUCUCAGAUCCUGCUAACAUUCCAUUCCUGUGUAAGUUUCUCUUCAGGAGGAAAAUCCGUCAAGAGACAAUGUUCAGUUUCAUGCAUCUCAGUUUUCAGGAGUUCUUCACUGCUCUUUACUAUGUCCUGAUGAGUAAAGAAGAGUCUCAAAUGAAAGUUAAGGAUUUGCUUCGACCUUUAAAGACAUCAGGGUACCAAAAUUAUAUCAGCACAGAGAAACUGCCCCUCCUGCCAGUGAUCCAGUUUCUCUGUGGUCUGUUUAAUAAAGAUGUGAGCAGCUCUCUCAUGGAGUCACAGAGUUUGUCUGUUUCUGUCACCAUCCAAGACCAAAUAAAGGAAUGGAUCCUUAACUUCCUUAUGAAAAGGGACAUGUCUCGGGCUUGGCAUAUGAGGAUGUUCAUUCUCCACUGUCUUUAUGAGCUCCAUGAGGAGGACUUUGUGCGGAAAGCUAUGGACAGAUGGGAGAAUGUUGAUCUUUCCGGUAGCUCCAUGAGGAGGACAGACUGCUGGGUGCUGCAGUACUGUCUGCAGUUCAGUCCACCCACCACAAGCCUGAAUCUCUCUCGUUGCAGUAUAACAGCUGAGAAACUGAAGAUUCUUCAGCCUGCAGUGUGCAGGAGUCAGACACUGGUGUUGGGGGUAGAGGACCUGUCAGAUGAUGAUGUUGGUGUUUUGAUCUCAGCUUUGGGAGAAGGAAAGGAUUUGAGUUGUCUGAGUGUGGAAAACAGUGCUCUCUCAGACCAGGGUAUACAGCAGGUUUUUGAUGCUCUCAGCAAACAGAAGAGUUUAGGUGCGGUUAACUUUAUGGUGAAGACCAUCACCACCAACACUGUGGUCAUGAUCACAAAUUUCAUCCACAAUAAAGACAUUAAAAAGGGAAUAAGGUUGACUGUUGAAGAUGAUAGAAAAAUGUUUAGAUUCUCAGAGAUCUCCAGCCCACUGACUGAACCGCCACUCCCAGGCAUCAGUCUCGCCUGUCCACACUCGGAAAUAUCCAACAUCGACUGGACAACAUUCAGCCAGAUCAUUUCCGAAAUAAAAGAUACACAACAAAUUUCCACAGGGUUUGAUGAGCAGUUGGAUGCUCUGCUGUCUUUCCUGUGCUCUGUGCCUGGUUUGAAGAAGGUUUAUCUGACUGUCAGGAGUCUGACGGACUACUGGGUCUCUGGGACCCUCUGUUUGAUGGAGACUUGCCCCAGUCUAAUACAUGUUAUUGUGGAAGUCAUAGAUGGAGACUUCAGGAGGAGAUGCACUAAACCCACUGACCAGUGCAGUGAACCCAAGGACUGGACACACAGCUGUAACCAGGGAGUGAAGCUUCAGUUUGGUGGAGAGUCCUCACCAUACCCUGACAAGUAA